Molecule: messenger RNA, 4931 nt
Organism: Porites lobata
Lineage: Eukaryota; Metazoa; Cnidaria; Anthozoa; Scleractinia; Poritidae
Source: the annotation of a GenBank genome assembly
AUGCGUGAAAUCGUUCAUCUUCAAGCCGGGCAGUGCGGUAACCAGAUCGGCGCUAAGGUAUGGUGUACGCCCUAACAUUUAGAAUAUAUCCAUUUUUUAUCUAAAAAGCCUAGAACGCUCACUGUUCUUCAUGGCUUUUCAGUUCUGGGAAGUGAUUUCUGAUGAGCAUGGCAUCGACCCAACUGGCACAUACCACGGAGAUUCUGAUCUUCAGUUGGAAAGAAUCAAUGUGUACUACAACGAAGCUACAGGUACUUUAACCGUCAGUCAAAUGGUCCCAAUGUUUCGUUGCGUGCUAAAACGCCAGGAAUUCGGUCGCGCCCGAAUUGCUCUUCCCCUUCCCUUUUGAUAGCUUGCCACGCAGGCUAAGUCCACGAAAACCAAAUUUGCAAUCAAUAUUCUCACUUUUGAUCAAAGCAUUCAACGGAACGUUAUUUUCCGCUUGUAACACCAACGCUUACUGCUUUUACGUUCAUUUAACCUUGCCUACGUUGAAGAGUUUAGGGUAGUUUUCUUUCUGUAGUUCUCUAUUUCGAUUUAAGGACAUUCCUCUGAAAUGGAACCAGCUGCGUUGAGAUUUUUGUCAAACUUCACCGACUGAUUGUGUAUGUUGUAGAAAGGUAAAGUUUGAAAUAAAAUGGGGGGAACCCCAUACUGGUUUAGGAGCAGGAGCGACUUGUCUGUACCCAAUAAUUCCUUAAAAUACAAAUAUGAUUGAUGUAUUCACGAGUACAUGUUUUGAAUAGUUUUCCGACGAUUGUUUCUUUUUCUACUCUGGGAAUUAGUCUACAUUUAUUCUAGACAAAGAAAGUUACUGUUGAUGUUAAAAAGAAACACGUCACCACCCUGCGGAGCUCCAGCCUCAACGAGAAAACCGCCAUGCUUUAAUGUGCGUACGCUAAUCACGAGUGCAAAUUGUGCGCCCUAAGGAUGCGCUAAGGAAUACUUAGCACUGAAUAACCUUAAUGUCUCGUAGCCAUUCACCGAUUGGUGUCCAUUGCACAUUAUUCUAGGCGGAAAAUAUGUUCCCAGAGCCUGCCUUAUCGAUCUGGAGCCAGGCACGAUGGAUUCAGUGCGAUCCGGCCCUUUUGGACAGAUCUUCCGACCUGACAACUUCGUCUACGGUGAGUGCAAAUGAAUAUUAAAAUAAUGAGCGACACUCAGAUAUCUGCAUCAGAAAUUAACACAUGCGAUGCCACGUUUCCCUCAGGUCAGAGCGGCGCUGGAAAUAACUGGGCAAAAGGACAUUAUACUGAAGGCGCCGAGUUGGUAGAUUCCGUACUCGAUGUCGUCCGCAAAGAAACAGAGUGCUGCGAUUGCCUUCAAGGCUUUCAGCUCACGCACUCUCUGGGCGGUGGAACCGGCUCUGGAAUGGGAACUCUGCUCAUUUCGAAGAUCAGGGAAGAAUAUCCCGACAGAAUCAUGAACACAUUCAGCGUUGUACCAUCACCCAAAGUAUCGGAUACCGUUGUUGAACCUUACAACGCCACACUGUCGGUCCAUCAGUUGGUCGAAAACACUGAUGAAACAUACUGCAUCGACAAUGAAGCUCUGUACGAUAUCUGUUUCCGAACUCUGAAGCUCUCCACACCAACUUAUGGCGACUUGAACCAUCUUGUCUCAGCCACAAUGAGCGGUGUUACGACUUGUCUUCGCUUCCCCGGACAGGUAUUGUUGGAUUUUUUUGAAUGACUAAAAAGAACGAAAUUUUGCGAUAGAAAAAGAUCUCGCCCAGAAUACGGACGUGCGCAUAUAAAGAGCGAAAGAAACGACCGUGAAAUAAACAAAAAUCUUAAGAUCGUGGGUUUUGUAGCAAGAAAUAUCACAAAGUGAAUGUGGUACGAAAAAGGUUUCUUUUCUUUCGGGAGGUGGGGGGAGGGGAACCCUGUUAGUGUGAGAAAGAAAACUUACACGGAAAAAGUGAUGAUAAUUAAAUCUCCAAAAUACUCGAGUAAUGGAUCGAUCGCUGAUUAAAACAAUCUUUACAGAAAAAAUAGAAGAUAAAGAAAGCGAGAAUUUAAUUUCAUCUGCGUUGAUUUGAACUUACACUCAAACAAAAUCGUUUUCAGAACUGUCCAUCUGAUAUCCAUUUUUAGAGGGGCAGCUGUAUAAAAUGCGAUAAUCGCCUUCCCGUCUUUAGAUAUUGGACUGAUACUGAAUAUAAAAGUAACGUGUCAAAAUGUUUUGACAUUUCGCCCGUGUUUUUCUUUUUUACUUAUCUUCGGCCUAUUCACUUAUUUACAUUCAUUUUCACGUUUGCAAGCGUAUUGCGCAUGUGCAGCAGGAUUAAGACGCCAAACGACAAGAGAGGAUUGCUUUUUUAGUUUCAGAGUCGCAAUAUCGAAAUCCAAGAAAAAAACUGUCAAUUGAAAACAAAAGAUAAGGAGAAAAAAAGGAACAAAAGUGCAAUACCGACAACCGUAUAUAAAUAACUUAUUGACGAUCGAAAGUUUUUCCUCAUAACGAAUGCUCUACAUGGUAACGGAAAGGCUGACCUCCUAAGUGUGGCAACUCUGUCUCAUUGCCUCUAUUGUUGGUUUGCACGUGACGUCACGGCGGCCAUGUUGGUGGUCAAGAACAAAAUCAUUUCUCUCCUCUGGGAACUAAACUUUGUUUUCAUGUAAAUUCUUCCAGAAAAAAUCCUAUUGUAUUGACCCCCAAAAUGGCCGUCCUGUCACGUGGUUGCAAACAAACAGUAUUCAAACACUGAAACCAUCACACAUAAUGUGAAUCCUCGAUAUAAUGAACCCCUAUCUAAAAGGACACCGAAAUAACCAUUGAUUUUCUUCGACACCAAUUAUGUUAUGGUAAAAUGUAUGGCACAGGACCCUAAUAGUAAACUGUAUGACACAGGCCCCUUACUUAGCGUACAGGUGAGCGCUUGGUAUAUCGUUUUCUCGAGUAUAAGAUCUUGACAAUAAGCGCACCCAUUGACGUUCGUGCAGGUUUCAGUUCACGUUCUCCUUGAGCAGACAGCCGAGCGUAACUUUCCGAACCACUUUACUGACCUGGCCUACUGGGAGUCAUUGAUUUUGUUGAACCAUACAUUUUUUUUCCCUACAUUUUUAGCCUUUUUCAGACGUUCAAACUGUAGGAAAGGCGCAAAAAGAUUUAACGAGGAAAAAAAGCGAGCGGGUGAACGCCUGGAAUAGGCUAUGAAAUUUUUGAAGAAAUACAAAGUAUAACAUUGUGGUCGUCAUGGGUGUUAGUCGCUGGUUUCUAUUAAGACACGCCGUUUUCCCAUCCUUUUUAUAGCUGAAUGCGGAUCUCAGGAAACUAGCAGUGAACAUGGUUCCUUUCCCUCGUCUUCACUUCUUCAUGCCUGGAUUUGCCCCCCUCACCAGCAGAGGAUCGCAGCAAUACCAAUCACUAUCAGUACCUGAACUAACCCAGCAGAUGUUUGAUGUCAAGAACAUGAUGGCUGCAUGUGAUCCAAGGCACGGUCGUUAUCUGACGGUGGCCGCCAUGUUUCGUGGCCGUAUGUCCAUGAAGGAAGUGGAUGAACAGAUGCUGAAUGUUCAAAACAAGAACAGUUCAUACUUCGUGGAAUGGAUCCCCAACAACGUCAAGACCGCGGUCUGUGACAUCCCUCCUCGUGGACUGAAGAUGUCUGGUACUUUCGUUGGUAAUAGCACCGCUAUACAGGAACUGUUCAAAAGAAUCGGAGAGCAGUUUACUGCUAUGUUUAGGCGCAAAGCGUUCCUGCAUUGGUACACUGGCGAAGGCAUGGAUGAAAUGGAAUUCACUGAGGUAAAAAAAGGUUAAACUGCAUGGACAAGAAACGAAUAUCUUUAUAUAGUAUAGUACUCUUCACGGCAGUGCAAACGUCUCACUUUCCGUUUUCAGGGUCUCUCUAUGAUCGUUUCGGCUCACGAUAACUUAAGCCUGGCUCUCAAUAAAUAAUGCCCCUGAAGUACCUGCGACAUAGCAACCGGUACUGCACGCUUGCGGUACCACUCUGACAUAUGAAGACAUAAAGGCCACCGGCAACAAGAAACAUCGCAGGUCUUUACCGCCGGCAUGCCUGCGAAGUUGACUCGAAGUUUGGAAGGCCUACUUUGUAGGUCUUAAAGUAAAAUAGCUUCAAAGAAGACAUUUCUUUUUAUAAAAAUGAUUAGUUUCACUGAUUUUUUUUUUCACAGGCUGAAUCCAACAUGAACGAUCUUGUGUCAGAGUACCAGCAAUACCAAGACGCUACAGCUGAAUUUGAUGGCGACUUUGACGAGGAAGAAGAAGAAGAGGGUGAAGCGGCAUAAAACUCACCAAAAUAAAACAGACAGUAGCUGCUAGCAGGAAUAACCUAUAACGCCGUUUUAUAGUUCAUAAAUGGGCUAACAAAUUAGAAACAAGGGAAAGACAAAAAGCUAACACAGCUGGACAGCACAGAACUGUUAAAGAAGCGUAUCACACAAAUCAUGGCUUAGUGUUUUCAUGCAAACUAUAGGGUAGAGUGUCGUUAAUGCACAAAACGACCCCUGACAAACAGGAGAAGGACAUAAAUUCAUUUACCAACGUGCAAGCCAACCAUUAACAAUACUUUUGGAGUGUAACGCCAGCCAUGACUUGCCUAAGCUUCAGUCGACUUUCUCCCCAAUACAAGUCAAAGACAAUAAAUAUUAAAACCUGCUUUUAAGUACUAGAAGUGUAGUAAAGUCUAACAAAACCGGGCCGACAGCUCCGCUGCAUUCUUAAGCACAGCCGAGGAGGGGUGUUUUUGCACAUUAAACUACUAAAUACUAGAGACACGUCAACAAAACUCAAGCCGCCAAGUCAUGGCAUCUGAGACGUAAGCCUGCAAUGCCAACAGCAGUAUAGUUUUCAAAGUAAUCUAUUUCGUAGUGAGCUUCACUGUAAUGAAGGAAAAAAAAAACGAGUAAAAACAAAUUCUGCUUACUUUUUUUGUGAUAUUAAACAAGCUUGAUGUUCUGGGC